CUUGUGCGUGAGGGGCGGGUCUUACAGUGCCACGUUGAUGGACGCCAGUGGGGACGUGGAAGCUCCAGUGCUCGUCUCGCGGCCGGGCCAGUGAUCACAGCGCGAGCGUAGCAGCCAGGAGCGGGGCUGUGUGGGACGAGGACGACAGGGCGACGAGGGACUCGGCUCGGCAACUGCUUCAUUCCGUGGGAGAGGAGGCGCACAGAAACGGGAAGAUGAAGCUGAAGGAGAUUGACCGUACUGCGAUACAGGCCUGGAGCCCAGCACAGCACCACCCUAUCUACUUGGCAACAGGAACAUCUGCCCAGCAGCUUGAUGCCACUUUCAGCACCAGUGCCUCACUUGAGAUUUUUGAGUUGGACUUGGCAGAUCUCUCACUGGAUAUGAAGCCCUGUGGCACCUUCUCCUCUUCCCACAGGUACCACAGGUUGGUGUGGGGUCCCCACGGGAUGGAUUCAGAGGCACACCCCUCGGGGGUGCUAAUUGCAGGGGGUGAGAACGGCAAUGUCAUUCUCUAUGACCCUGCAAAAAUUAUUGCAGGCGACAGCGAGGUGAUCAUUGCUCAGAACAACAAGCACACUGGGCCAGUGCGAGCCCUGGACGUUAAUUCCUACCAGACAAACCUGAUUGCUUCUGGAGGCAAUGAGUCAGAAAUUUACAUCUGGGACCUCAACAACUUCGGUUCUCCAAUGACACCAGGACCAAAAACUCAGCCCCUAGAGGACAUCAGUUGCGUGGCAUGGAAUGGCCAGGUCCAGCACAUCCUGGCUUCAGCCAGCCCAAGUGGCCGUGCCUCAGUGUGGGACCUCAGGAAAAAUGACCUCAUCAUCAAAGUCAGCGAUCACAGCAAUAGGAUGCACUGCUCUGGGCUUGCCUGGAACCCGGAAGUAGCCACCCAGCUGGUCUUAGCUUCUGAGGACGACCGCAUGCCUGUCAUUCAAGUGUGGGACCUGCGCUUUGCUACAUCUCCCCUAAAAGUCUUGGAGAAUCACACCAGGGGUGUUCUGGCUAUUGCUUGGAGUCUGGCUGAUCCAGAACUGCUGUUGAGCUGUGGGAAGGACAACAGGAUCCUGUGCUGGAACCCUAACACUGCAGAGGUACUCUAUGAGCUUCCCACCAGCACACAGUGGUGCUUUGACAUCCAAUGGUGCCCCAGGAACCCCGCUUUGCUGUCAGCUGCUGCCUUCGAUGGACACAUCAGCAUCUAUUCCAUCAUGGGUGGGAACAAUGACUGCCAGAGGCAGAAGAACACGGAUCAGCUCAGUUCCUCUUUUGGAAACUUGGAUCCAUUUGGUACAGGCCAGGCAUUGCCCCCUCUACAGCUGCCCCAGCCAAGUGCCACCAAGAGCACUCCGACUCCGCUCAAGAAACCCCCUAAAUGGAUCCGUGUUCCUGUCGGGGCAUCGUUUGCUUUUGGUGGCAAGCUAGUGACGCUGGAGAAUGUCAUGGCAAAUCCCCAACAACCACACCAGCCUGCGCCAUUGGUUCAUGUGAACCAGGUUGUCACAGAAACUGCUUUCUUGGACCGCUCGAACCAGCUUCAGGCAGCCAUGACAGCAGGAAACUUUGCUGACUUCUGCCAGUCCAAGAUAAAGGCUGCUGAAAAUGAGUUUGAAAGGACAGUGUGGUCUUUCCUAAAGGUCAACUUUGAAAAUGAUACUCGUGGCAAGUACUUGGAGCUGUUGGGUUACAAUAAGGAGGAACUGGCCCUCAAGAUAUCUGCAGCCCUACAGAAGGACAACGUUAAGCCCAAAACGCUGGUUUCUGCUCCUGAUGCUGAACUUGCUCCCAGCCCUGAAUCUCAAAAGAUACUUGAGCCUGACCCUAAACCCAAAUCUGAGCUUGACCUCAAAUCUCAGGCUGCGCUUGAACUAAAUUCUGAUCCUGAACCUGAGCUUGAUCUUCAAUCUGUGGCUGAACCUCUACCUGAACCCCAGACUGAGUUGAAAACAGAGCCUGGAUGUGAUCUGGAAUCUGAGCAGAUAGUCGCCAGUACAGAUGCUGGCCUGCAAGAGGAAGAGGUUGAUCUGGAAGAGUUGGGUGACAAGAAGGUUGAGGAAGAUGAAGCGCAUCUGAAGAAGUCCACUUCAGCCACGGAAGCCAUUAAAUUGAGAGUCAGUGAAGAUGUUGAUGGACUGAUAACUCAGGCCCUCCUCACUGGAGAUUUUGAGGGAGCUGUAAACCUCUGUCUCCAUGACAACCGCAUGGCUGACAGCAUCAUCCUGGCCAUAGCAGGAGGGCAGGAGUUGCUGGAGAAGACGCAGAAGAAGUACUUUGGUAGAUCACCCAGCAAAAUCACCAAGCUGAUCAGUGCAGUGGUGACGAGGGACUGGCAGGACAUUCUGGAGACAUGUGACCUGCAGAACUGGAAGGAGGCGCUGGCGGCAAUCAUGACCUACGCCCGUCCAGAGGAGUUCUCCACCUUCUGUGAGUUGCUUGGCUCACGACUUGAGGCCAGUGGUGACCUGGAGCUGCGUGCCCAGGCCUGCCUGUGCUAUGUCUGCGCAGGAAACGUGGAGAAGCUGGUAGCCUGCUGGACAGGAGAACACCAUGGACAUUCCCCACUCUCCUUGCAGGACCUUGUGGAGAAGGUGGUGGUGCUACAGCGUGCAGUACAACAGACCAAGGGAGCCACCCCUGCUGUCAUGGGUGCCCUCUGGGCUGACAAGAUGAGCCAUUACGCCAACCUGCUGGCCUCUCAGGGCAGCCUAGUCACAGCUGCUGCUUACCUUCCUGAUGGCUCUGACCAGCCUGCUGUACAGCAUCUACGGGAGCGCCUUCGCAGGGCCCUUGGGGAUACAUCAGCAGCACCCACUACCCCAAGCCUUGUUCCAGGCAGACAGCCUGCAACUCAAGCUAGAACCUCAGCUAGGCCAGCCUUUGCCCCAGGACAGCAGCCUCACAGCCCAGUGACUGCCCCUGCACAGGCAAUGACCCCUGCACCUCAGUAUUACCAACAGGUUAGGUCUGCCUCUACGGUCACUUCCUGGAGUGACCAAACCCCUACAGCCCUUCCCAGUUUUCCUCCUCCACUAGGCUCCGCCUCAGACCCACAGGCUGAACCGUUUCCCCCUGGUUUUGGGAUGCAGCCUUUGCCUAACCCCUCUGUGCCAGUCUCUGCUGCCUCUGGGUACAUGUACUCCCAGCAGUACCCACAGAUUUACCCCCAAGUCCAGCAAUACUCGCCAGGAGCUGGGGGGCCCUCUAUCUAUCAACCUCAACAGUAUGCAUCCCCUGCUGCACCUCCUCUUCCUGCCUCCUCUGCAGCUGCUGUCUAUCAAUCUCAGUAUUUACACCCAGCACCCCUACAUCAUCCUCUGCCUCCUGUUUUUGUGGGAGGCUCUGCUCUGCCUUCUCCUUCCACUUCUUCGUUUUCUCCUCCUCCUCUGUCAUCUGGAGCCUCCUUUCAGCACAGUGGGCCAGGAGUGCCCACCUCCUACCCACUUCCUCCACCAUCUGGACCAACAGGGGGAGCCAGUGGUCCAGAUAUAACCUGUUUCCUGGAAGGACCCCAGAAUGGCUGGAAUGACCCCCCUACUCUGAACCGUGUGCCAAAGAAGAAGGUCCCAGAACAUUACACUCCCCCUGCCCCCAUAACUGCACCCAUUAUGGCACCUCUUGGGGACCCCCAAUCCCCCUCUACUGUGCAGCCCCAGCAGAUGAAUGCAGGGCAGCCUGGCAUCCAGCCUGGAAUCCAGAACCCCUACCUCACCAUCCAGCAGCCUCAAGCCUCAACCCCUGGAUACCCAGCCAUACCUACCAUGAACCCGGAAGGUGCACCGGGGGGUCCAAUUGGAGAUGUCAUACAGCCUACGCAGUCUAUGCCUGCAGAGAAGAUUACCAAAAAGCCUAUUCCUGAGGAGCACAUAAUCCUUAAGACAACGUUUGAAGGACUCAUUCAGAGAUGUUUGGCUGCUGCCACUGACCCUCAAACAAAGAGGAAGCUGGAUGAUGCAAACAAACGCCUUGAGUUUCUGUAUGAUAAACUACGAGAACAGACACUAUCCCCAGCCAUUGUUGGUGGCCUGCACAACAUGGCACGCAGCAUUGAGACGCGCUCCUAUGCAGAUGGCCUCAGCAUCCACACACACAUUGUCAGUAACAGCAACUUCAGUGAGACAUCAGCCUUCAUGCCCGUGCUGAAGGUGGUCUUGACGCAGGCCAACAAGCUUGGGGUGUGAUCCAUGGGAGGCUUCUCUACAGGACACUGCAAUGCAGACACAAGCCAUCAGUGCAAAACAACACCUGUGCUAACAGUAGGACCAAGGAGCGUGGCUGUCAAUGUCUUACCUUUCCUGAAGUAUAUUAGAAUAUCCAAGAAUUUUUAAAUGUUUUUAUCUUAUUUUUUAAUCUGUAAUGAAAUUCAGGCAGAAUAGAGUGCAAUGGGAUUUACUAUCUUAUGUUGUUCAUUUUAAAAACAAAAUCUUUUUAUGAUUGUUGGCAAGAUAUAUGCUUGCAUCACCAAAAUAUGUGUAUUAUGCAUUAAAAUGUCAGGUUAAAGGAGGGACCUGAAUUUAAUUGUCUCACCAGGAUUUAAUUUUAUCAUUUUUUCUGUAUUGGUAGGCUGUUCAACAGCUGUCAUUGUGCUGCCUGUCACCUUUUUGUUGAGGAUAACUGAUUUUU
Scleropages formosus (Asian bonytongue) is the source of this 4623-nucleotide messenger RNA. It is a transcript of the gene sec31a, whose product is annotated as SEC31 homolog A, COPII coat complex component. The record is from RefSeq and is a predicted model, not a curated record. The coding region runs from base 216 to 4181 and encodes 1321 amino acids. Lineage: Eukaryota; Metazoa; Chordata; Actinopteri; Osteoglossiformes; Osteoglossidae. Gene Ontology annotation, molecular function: structural molecule activity; protein binding. Gene Ontology annotation, biological process: COPII-coated vesicle cargo loading; endoplasmic reticulum organization; endoplasmic reticulum to Golgi vesicle-mediated transport. The transcript is spliced from 29 exons. Gene Ontology annotation, cellular component: COPII vesicle coat; endoplasmic reticulum exit site.